CAGGGCCUGCCCACAAGGCUGCUUUUCCUUUUUGAUCCAUUCAAAAAUUACUCAUUGCAAAUUCCCGGACAGCUCGGGGAGGAGAAGCUGGGGGUGCGGAGGACAGAGAAGGCUGCAGCGGCGCUAGGCUGGGACUCCCGGACCCCGCGGGCUGAGGUCGGACCCGCAGCAGCCACCGGCGGGCGCCGAGCUCCAGUGGCCUCUCCAGGAAGCGUCAGUCUCCGCCCGGUGAACUGGGAGCGCCGCCCCCGCCGUCCUCCCGGGACCCCCGGCUCCGGCGCGCGGGCGAUGGGCGGCCGCUGAGCGGGCACUCGGCAUCGCGACCCCAGCCCUCGGCAUGGCCGCGCGCGAGGAGCUGUACAGCAAAGUCACCCCGCGCAGGGACCGCCUGCAGCGCCCGGGCACCGUCAAGCAUGGGUCGGCGCUGGACGUGCUCCUGUCCAUGGGCUUCCCCCGCGCCCGCGCACAAAAGGCUCUGGCAUCCACAGGAGGAAGAAGCGUCCAAGCAGCAUGUGACUGGUUGUUCUCUCAUGUUGGUGACCCCUUCCUGGAUGACCCCCUGCCUCGGGAGUAUGUCCUCUACCUCCGCCCGACUGGGCCGUUAGCCCAGAAGCUCUCUGACUUCUGGCAGCAGUCCAAGCAGAUCUGUGGGAAGAACAAGGCCCACAACAUCUUCCCUCACAUCACCCUCUGCCAGUUCUUCAUGUGCGAGGACAGCAAGGUGGAUGCUCUUGGGGAAGCCCUGCAGACUACUGUCAGCCGAUGGAAAUGUAAGUUCUCCGCCCCGCUGCCCCUGGAGCUGUACACCUCGUCCAACUUCAUUGGGCUCUUCGUAAAGGAAGACAGUGCAGAGGUCCUUAAGAAGUUCGCGGCUGACUUUGCCGCAGAGGCUGCAUCCAAAACAGAAGUGCACGUGGAGCCUCACAAGAAGCAGCUGCAUGUGACGCUGGCCUACCACUUCCAAGCCAGCCACCUCCCCACCCUAGAGAAGCUUGCCCAGAACAUCGAUGUCAAGCUAGGGUGCGACUGGGUGGCCACCAUCUUCUCUCGGGAUAUCCGAUUUGCCAACCAUGAGACGUUACAGGUCAUCUAUCCCUAUUCACCUCAGAAUGAUGAUGAGCUGGAGUUGGUCCCAGGGGACUUCAUCUUCAUGUCUCCCAUGGAGCAGACCAGCACCAGCGAGGGCUGGAUUUAUGGCACCUCCUUGACCACUGGCUGCUCUGGGCUGCUUCCUGAGAACUACAUUACCAAGGCUGAUGAGUGUAGCACCUGGAUCUUCCACGGUUCCUACUCCAUCUUAAAUACGGUAUCAUCCAGCUCACUCACGUUUGGUGAUGGGGCGUUAGACAGACGACAGUAUGAGGAUCAAGGACUUGGGGAGACAACACCCCUCACUAUCAUCUGCCAGCCCAUGCAGCCCCUGAGAGUCAACAGCCAGCCUGGACCGCAGAAGCGAUGCCUGUUUGUUUGUCGGCAUGGGGAGAGGAUGGAUGUUGUCUUUGGAAAGUACUGGCUAUCCCAAUGCUUUGAUGCCAAAGGCCGCUACAUACGCACCAACCUGAACAUGCCUCAUAGUUUACCUCAGCGGAGUGGCGGUUUCCGGGAUUACGAGAAAGAUGCUCCAAUCACCGUGUUUGGGUGUAUGCAAGCAAGACUAGUGGGUGAAGCCUUGUUAGAAAGUAACACCGUUAUUGAUCACGUGUAUUGCUCACCAUCUCUGCGCUGUGUUCAGACUGCACAUAAUAUAUUGAAAGGUUUACAACAAGACAAUCACUUGAAGAUUCGGGUCGAGCCGGGCUUAUUUGAAUGGACAAAGUGGGUUGCUGGGAACACAUUACCAGCAUGGAUACCUCCAUCAGAGUUAGCUGCAGCCAACCUGAGUGUUGAUACAACCUACAGACCUCACAUUCCAGUCAGCAAAUUGGUGAUUUCGGAAUCCUAUGACACCUACAUCAAUAGGAGUUUCCAGGUGACAAAAGAGAUAAUAAGUGAAUGCAAAAGUAAAGGAAAUAACAUUCUGAUUGUGGCCCACGCAUCUUCCCUCGAGGCAUGUACCUGCCAGCUCCAAGGCCUAUCCCCACAGAACUCCAAGGACUUUGUACAAAUGGUCCGGAAGAUCCCGUACCUAGGCUUCUGUUCCUGUGAAGAACUGGGAGAAACUGGAAUAUGGCAACUGACAGACCCGCCCAUCCUUCCGCUUACCCAUGGACCCACUGGGGGCUUCAACUGGAGAGAGACCCUCCUGCAAGAAUAAACUGCCUGAGCGAUGGGAAGAACCGGCCUUCUGCAGACGAGUCCUCGGAAAGUUCCGUGGCAGUGGGAAAACCCACUCUGCAUUCAACGCAGACAGCUCAGAAUCCUUUAGCCUAUUUCUUUUCAUGCUUAGGGGAUGAUGACAUUGUGUCAAUGAGAAAAAGUCAUGAUUCAGAGAGAGAAUCCACCUCUCUGGACCUGCCUAGCUAACAGGGCUUUGGAGAAUUGCAUUCCUAAGCUGAACACCUGCUGCAGCAGAAACUACCAUCCUCCUCCAGGCUAUGCAUGGCUAAAGAGCCUCUUUCUUCUCCCAGAGAGCUGCUCCCACCCUCAAGAGGCAUGCGAGAGGAAGGACUGUGUCUGGACUCCAACUGGGGAAUGGGAUAGCCCUUUGUACUCCAUUUGCAAGUUAGGCAAGGCCACACUGAGGAGCGCUUUGAUGGUGGUUAGGAACCAUAAGAAUAGUCCUGUGUCAGAUUCUGCUCUCAGCAGACUGCAUUCACUAGCGGGCUAGGCACCUGCUUGAGGACUCCCAGCAUUCACCCCGGUACCGGGCCACCUGCUCUCCAGAGCAUCCUGGCCCUCCAUGCUUCUAUCUGUGAAAUGGGGAGAACAGCCCUUUUGCUCGCCCAAGCACGUUGAGAUUCUCCGGAGGGAUCAAGAAAACCAGUGUUGAAUGGGAGGCGCAGCGACCCCUGUGAUGGCCAGAUGAACUGUGAAGUCCCCAAGCCUGCCUGAGUCAGGACGUGUCUUUCCACCCAGGCUCUACACUGUGUCAAGCAGUUAAGGAGAUUGACAUUUGGAAGGAUGUAUGUUCGAUUCACUAUUUGGAUCAGAAAAAAAAAAAAACAAAAACAAAAAAACAAAAACAAAAAACCUCCAGUGCAAUACAGAUAUAUUUAGAAGCUAUACCGAGGGUCCUGUUGUUGGUCACAUACAGGCCACUUCCACAGGAGCAGAAUGUCCACAGGUUAGCCAGUUUUAGGUUGUGUAGGAAGCCCAGGGACUAAUGUGAAUGGUGACAGUCACAACUGCACUGCUUCUUCUGCUGCCCUCUUUGCUUUUCUAUGGUAAUUUAAAACAGAUGGGAGGGAGGGCCACUUGAAGGAACCUGCAUAGUCAGAGCCUAUCUGUGGCCUCUCACCACACUUACUUCCUGUAUUUAGACGGAGUGUAUGUAUUUAAAAGAAGAAUAAAUGACAAUCAAACCAAAACAUCCCAUAUCAAUGUCUAUUUAAUUGUGUAUUCUGUUAGCCAUUAGGGCCACGGUAUGAGACAGUUCGUUGUGUAGCUUGUGAGUGCAGAUUGAAACCCCUGCCACUGAGAAGGAACUCUGAUGUAAAACAAACGUGUCGUCGAAGCAUUACAUUGUAACAACCAGACAUACACCUACACCUGGAUGUGCAUGUAUGUCUUAGUCUUAGGUGUUGAGGUAAAUGUAUCACUUUUGAUUGGGUUGUAUUUCAUUGUCCUUAAUCCAAUAUAGACAGCAUCCGGGGCAAUCGUCUGCAGAACCAGAGAGGGAGAAUCUGAAGUAACUUUCUGAAGAACUUAAGUGGAAAACAGAAAAAUUUAAUUCUCCAAAUUGCUUAUCAAACUGGCUGGGUGAUCCAAAUUCAAUUAAUAUCUUAUUGCACAUUGAUCUAUUAAAAAAGAUUGGGUCCAGCUGAGCAGUCUUGGGAAUCACACUGAAUCUGUGUGUAGAGACAUCUGGAUCAUCAGAUUUCAUGUGCAUACAAAAGGUCUCUGCUGGCCGGAGACCUUGAGCUGAGGCUAGCUCUUUUCAAUCUGCAGCUCAUGCUAGCUCAGAUGAUACUUGGGAGAAGGAAUGAGUUAGGGACACGGCAGGAAAAAUAAUAAUAAUUUUUUUUCACCACGUGCCUCCCUGACUCCCAUUUUUUUUUUCUGGUAAGCAUUGGAAAACCAUCUGAAAUAAUUCAGGGGAGAUGAAAUUAGUGGAAGGGUUUAAUAUGGAAUUACAAAUCUAAACAGUGUCCUGCUUCACCAACUGUGUACAUGCUCUAGUAUUUUAUUAUUCCAAGGUAGGACUUUGUCCUUGUCAUUUCUGUGUGUCUGACUGGAAUAAUUGGUGUGUUAAUACACAGCACUGAAGCUGUCCCCUUCCCAGGCUCUUCUCCCUGCUGCCUGGCCUUGAGGAGCCUUUGCUUCACCCCGGGGUACCAGUGCCAUUCAGAUAACAGCACCCCUUUCCCUUUGCAUUCAGAUUGAUGCAGCCUGAGCGGCUCAUUAAGUGGCCAUCUGAUGGCUGAAAGAGGGGGUUAUUUUUACCCUGUAAUGAAAGGCUCGGGAGACUUUCUGCUUUUUUUUAUUUUAAUUAUACUUUAACCAAAGAGUUGUUUUAAAGUAACCUUAUAUUUGAAAGAUGAUUUUACAAAUAAAUAAAUAAAAAUAAAAACAAGAAGUAUGCCUUCUGGAGCCACGUGGGGUUGGUAUAUCGCUGAUGAUCGUUUUCUUGCCAGUUCUGUCUGGAAUGCAUAUAGAUGGUUAUCCUGCUGUGUGAGCACUGCCCUGGGUGUAUCCUUUCCACUCUACAAUGUGUGUAUCCCUGUGGAAAUGAAUUCUUAUUUCAACUGUCUGAUGUCAUGGGGAACUCGAUGGCAACAGGAAGAGAAGUUCCUAUCUCACUGCCUUUGUAGAAAACUUGGUUUCUGUGCUCUUGAGAACAGAAUUCCUCUGUAACCUAGGCGCUGGGUUUAAUUUCUAAGCGGUGAUGAAUUGCUCUUUUGAAUCUUACUCUCUGUAUAUUCAUGUGUUAGAAUACAGACGAGCCUCCCACUAAGCUUCGCAGACUUCGGCACAGUCAACUGUACAGAAUCUGCACAAAGUUGGAUAAUGAGACUCCUGGAGAUUUGCAUUUAAAUUGUCUAAUCCGGCACAUGCACAUGAGGAGAAAAAAAAGGGAGGGGGGGCUAGUCUGAUGAGUGUGUGCUGUCGAAGGACUGGCAAGGAGGGCAGGAGACAGCCUGACUUAACAUCUAUUUAGGGGGUGUCCAUGUUACAAAGGUGAUGGGGGUGGGGCUGUGAGGAGCUUUUCAUCAUUAAACACAACUAAAAUUGGAUUGGCUUUUGUAACUCUUCACCAUUGAUAGCUGGGAGAGAGACUGUAGGCAUUGCCUCUAAAUGCAAAAGAAAUAGCUGGGCUGUUUCAUAAUAUAGUAUUAGGUUUGCUGUGUGUAGGUUGAAGAUUUAGAGUCAUUAGUAGUCAGACAAUAGACACUCGGUCCUCACAAAUAUUUGCCUGCUACUCCCUAGCCACCGUUCCUUGCACAGAAAAAUUUCAGCUGUUCAGCUAAUUUCUGUAUGUGACACAUGUGUUAAAUGGAAACAAUGUAUACUGGUUCUUUGGUUGCAACUAAGAUGGAAACAUCCCAGAACCUUUUGACUUCUGCAUACAGCACACUGAAUCAGCUGAUUUAGAAAGGCAUGUUAAUCUUUUUCUCACGGGUGAGACUUUUGUGUCUCUUUUUUUCUAUAUGAUUUGGGUGUGUUCAUUUGGGGAAAAUGUUUGUAACCAUAAGACUAGAAAACCCCACCUAGCUGUCCUGCCAAGUUCCUUGUACACUCCCCAUGGUGUUCGUGCUUCCCGGGCUGAGAAGCUGAUCUUCCGGAUAGAGCUAUGGCAGCCUUGUGAUCAGUUCAUUGUGUCCCAGGACCAUAUCCACUGACAUGGUUCAUAGAUGACUUAAUAAAAAGAAACUGUGUCCUCACUUGACCCAGCGCAACUACAGAUUAA
Molecule: messenger RNA, 6007 nt
Organism: Apodemus sylvaticus (European woodmouse)
Lineage: Eukaryota; Metazoa; Chordata; Mammalia; Rodentia; Muridae
Gene: Ubash3b
Product: ubiquitin associated and SH3 domain containing B
Exons: 14
Coding region: 338-2254 (638 amino acids)
Biological process (GO): regulation of release of sequestered calcium ion into cytosol; negative regulation of bone resorption; negative regulation of signal transduction
Cellular component (GO): cytoplasm
Molecular function (GO): protein binding; protein tyrosine phosphatase activity
Source: RefSeq, a predicted model, not a curated record